Pristis pectinata (smalltooth sawfish) is the source of this 2069-nucleotide messenger RNA. RefSeq names its product sarcoglycan, gamma (gene sgcg). The transcript is spliced from 10 exons. The coding region runs from base 423 to 1295 and encodes 290 amino acids. Gene Ontology annotation, cellular component: sarcolemma; sarcoglycan complex. Gene Ontology annotation, biological process: heart contraction; cardiac muscle tissue development. Lineage: Eukaryota; Metazoa; Chordata; Chondrichthyes; Rhinopristiformes; Pristidae. The record is from RefSeq and is a predicted model, not a curated record.
CAAAAAAACUAUUUCUUAAUUUUUUUUGAUGCCGCGUGUAGAAGAAUUCUAUUGUAAAAAUUGAGAGCUGAUUGGCAGAUGCAAUUUGACAAGGAUGUAUGAAUAUUGCGGAGUAUAAAUCUUGGCACCGUUCGACUGAAAUGAGCAUAUUUGCCGCUAGGACCAGAAUUCCAAGAACCAAUCACAUCUUUGUAUAUUAAAGACAAGGAAGAAAAUGCUCACCAGGUUGAUGGAUUCAUUUUGAAGAAGAUAAAAGAAUCCCCACAAGAGUUGAAUCUGGAGAGGACCUGAGAAUGAAUUUCCCAGCAUAAGUGCUGGGGAAUCUCCAAGCUCCUGCUUCACUAUUAGACUCCAAAUGUUGUCUAGUGGUGGUGCACACCAGCAGAACUCAUCAGCACCUUCAUGACUUCCUGCAUUUAAGAAUGGUCCGGGAACAAUACCUGACAACACAAGGCAAUAGCCUACAAAGGCCAGAGAACCAAUAUGUCUACAAGAUUGGGAUCUAUGGCUGGAGGAAGCGCUGCCUUUAUUUAUUUGUGCUGCUACUUCUCAUUAUCCUGGUGGUGAAUUUUGCAUUAACAAUCUGGAUUCUCAAAGUGAUGUGGUUUUCCACAGAUGGAAUGGGACACCUGAGAGUUACAGAAAAUGGGAUUCGACUGGAGGGAGAGUCGGAGUUUCUUUUCCCAUUGUACGCCAAAGAAAUUCGCUCCAGAAUGGACUCCCCCUUGCUCGUGGAUUCUUCCCAAAACGUGACUGUUAAUGCUCGCAACUCCAAUGGAGAUGUGACCGGCAGAUUAACAGUGGGACCCAACACACUGCAAGCCCAUGGAAAACACUUUGAAGUUCACUCCAACACAGGCAGAAUGCUGUUUUCUGCAGCAGAGGAAGAGGUGGUGGUCGGUGCUGAUAGACUUCGAGUCACAGGGCCGGAAGGUGCUCUCUUUGAACACUCUGUGGAGACGCCAGUGGUCAGGGCUGAACCUUUCAAGCAGCUUAGACUGGAAUCUCCAACUCGUUGUUUGAGCAUGGAUGCACCAAAAGGUGUUCAGAUCAAAGCAAGAGCUGGAAACAUUGAAGCCUCUUCUCAGAGGGACAUUGUUUUUCAUACUAGUGAAGGAGUGUUGGUGCUAGAUGCCGAGACAGUGAAACUACCCAAGUUGCCUCAUGGGUCACAGGGUGGAUCGGGGAGCUCUCAGGGACUAUACGAGGUCUGUGUCUGUCCAGAUGGAAAGCUCUACCUGUCUGUCGCAGGAAUCGGAUCCACCUGCCAGGAUUACAGUCGGGUCUGCCAGUGAGCACCUUGGUUUCUUCUCAACUCUCCCAAGAUCUUGACGCAUCACCCAGAGCUUUUGAAAACAUUUGAAUAUUUUCUCAAUCAAUGCAGUUGCAAGUUUCAGUGCCAUAGCAUCACAAAAAAAGUGGUAAGAGUUCCUUCCAUGAACAUGUCUCACGAUCUGAGAUAUUACACUGAACCCCUGAUUACCCUAGAAAUAUAGAAAAAAAUCUAUUUACAAAUGGACAAAAAGAGCACAAUUCAGAACUUUCAUUUCAAAAUAGUGGCAGCAAAGAGUGACUUGGGCUCAAUUACCAUUGCUGCACAGACAACUUUGUUAACAGCCCCAUAUAAUGGAUUGAAAUGAAAUUUACUACCAACAGUUGCUCAGCUCCUAUAUCGAAACAUUUUUAUAGGAAAGAAUUAUGGUCUCUGAAUUACAGAUCAAUAUUUUCUAUCAGUACAUCAGUCUGACGUCUACAUCUUCCAACUCCUACUUAUGCCGAUCCGUGAGAUUCAUUUUUUUAAUGAUAAAAGUACGUUGUAUGUAAUUAAAUUUUGAUACACUUAACAGCAGGGACUUGGUUGAUUUUGACCUGUGUCUGCUAGAUCUCUAUGCAAUAACUCUUUUUCCUUUUUUCUGCAAUAACACUUGAACCACAAGAGCUGUGCUUUUUGUACAAAACUACAAUGUGGAAAAAAAAGUAUCCAAAGUUUUACCAUCUGUAUGUGAACCACAGUAUUAACGCUGCAGUACCCUUUCUUAGUCUUUUUAUAAAGCUAUGUUGAAAUGUAU